AUGAUGGCUUCAAUCAUGCCCAUGUGUGGCUUCCCCGAUCCCAACUUCUGGCCCAACUCCUGCAACCUGAACCUCUAUGAGGAUGGAGGCAUGUCUGUGGGUUGGCACUCCGAUGAUGAGAGCCUCUUCCAGGGAAAGCUGGUGGACAUACGGAUCCUCUCCCUGUCCUUGGGUGCGAGGCGAAAGUUCGAGUUGAGAGCAAACUGGCCAGACGAGCCAGAGCACCCCAAGAGCGUGAUGUUGAGUGAUGGAGAUAUGAUGACCAUGGAAGGCAUGACGCAAAAACAUUUCCAGCAUCGAGUCCCAAAGGAG
Messenger RNA from Cladocopium goreaui, 312 nucleotides. The record is from the annotation of a GenBank genome assembly. NCBI's taxonomy places the organism in Eukaryota, Dinophyceae, Suessiales, Symbiodiniaceae.